AUGCGUGCGGUGCGCUGCGCUGCCGUGCAGAAUAGAAAGUCUCUGGAGAAGCGCGCGGACUCCUCUGCUCGUCUCUUGUGAGAUUUCGCAUUUUAGAAUUUGCAACGCAACGGUCUAAAUCUUUCGGUCCGUGCAGUAGUACUUACUAGAAUUCACAGGUGGAGCACCACUUGGACUUGUUGACAAAGCGGUGCACCGGAGUUUGUUCGGCGAUAUUCUUUAAUUUUUGAUUUUUUCAAAUGUCCAAGCAAAGGAAUGCAAGAAGAAAAUGAACAACUGCUGACCUUUGUGUUCUCUUCUCUGAUUUAUAAAAAUCGUUGGCAUCCUUUAUUAUAUCUAACGUUUUAUUCGUGUCCUGUGUCCGUUUCUUGACAGGAGAGCACGUUCGGUCGCAAUUUUUAUUAAGACAUUAAAUAGAACGGACGCCAAUUAUCUGCUAUUAGAAAUACGUACAAUAAGGAGUGCAGGAAACCAACAGCGGAAAUACGGACAGACUGGCACCGUAUAAAAGUGUCGCAGACAUCUUCUUGCACUCCACUUUGUCCCACUUCUGCACACCUUAAAAAGAAAGUAUUCAUUUUUAAUUCUCUUGAUCAAUAACAUGCAAUGGUAGAAGGGCAUCCGUAGCGGUGGUCGCCUCCUUUUAAUUGUCCUCCUUAAAAAGUUCCUUUUAAACUUAAAAGUGUUUUUUCUUUUUUUUUUUUUAAUCCACUGGGCACUUGUCACAACUGUCUGGUGAUUUGCGGUUUUGAAGUCUCCUCAUCUUUGUGGAUCGGACGUGGUGACUUUUUCAUUUUUCAUUUCAUUUUGCAUCUUUUCUCCAUUUGGAAGAUUUCACUUUUUUUUUGAAAAACAUUAUCAAGGGUCCCAAGAAUGGCUUCGGAGUCCUGCAAGUCAUCAAACACCACAUUUCAAACGUCAUUCCUGCCUCCGGUUUAUGGAGUGGAGUUCUUUUUGGCCACGGCAGGCAACAGUUUGGCAAUCUGGCUCCUGUUAACCCGCGAGAGGCGUAACUGGCACACGGGUGUGGUGUUCUCCUUCAAUUUAGCGGUCAGCGACUUGCUCUACGUCCUGUCCUUGCCGCUGCUGGUGGUCUACUACACCCUGAACAAAAACUGGAUUUUCAGCGAGCCUGUCUGUAAAAUCGAGCGUUUUCUCUUCACGUGCAACUUGUACGCCAGCAUCUUUUUCAUCACCAGCAUCAGCCUGAAUCGCUACGUUGGGAUUGUGCACCCGUUGUUUGCUCACUCUGAAGUGCGCCCCCGGCACGCCAAACUGUGCAGCGUGCUGGUGUGGAUUGUGGUCAUAGGGAUAUCGGCUCCCACCAUUGUGUUCUCUGAGACGAAUACGCCAAAGAGCAACUGCACCGAGUGUUUGGGCUCGGCCUCGGAUGCCAACCUGAAGACGUAUUUAACUUACAGCCUGUUUUUAGUGUUUUUUGGGUGCCUCCUGCCCUUCCUGCUGACCUUUGGAUCCUAUGUCUGUAUUUUAUGCGUAGUCUGGAAGAACAACAACAUCUCGAAAACGGAGAAGAGGAAAGUGGGCCUCAUGAUCCUGACAGUGAUUCUGCUCUACACCAUCUCAUUCAUUCCCUAUCACCUCCUCCGGAACAUCAACCUCUACCACCGAAUCAACAACACUGGGCACACCUGGGUCUUCCAGGCCUAUCAAGUGACCAAGGGGCUUGUGACCCUGAAUAUGUGCAUCCACCCUCUUCUGUACGCCUCGGUCUUUGACAGCAUGCGCCACAUCUGCAGCUGCGUGAAGGAGGUGCUGAGCACUGACAGCAGGCCAGGCGGGCAAUCGUAAGGAAUGCACGAGUUCAAAGCCCAGCCUGGGCAGCGCCCAUUGGGUCUGACUUUCAGUUUUGUAUCAUUUUAAGUUUGUGUGCCAGGUGAUUAGUGACUAUCUGCUAGAACACUGCUUUCCACUCUCGAUCUUGUGGUUGCAGGUUUUUGUUCCAACCAGUGACAACACCUCAUAACAUUGAUCUCAUUUAAUUAACUUAAUUAAUUUCUCUUAUUCUAUAUUCAGACAAGCACUGCAACAUGAUUUUUACAUUUAUAAGACAUUUAGAAAUAUUUCUGGUUUUGCUAGAGAUUUAAAUGCUUAACUCUCUUUUGAUGAUUUCGUUCUAUUUUGCCCUUUCUCUGUGCAGUUUUCCCCCUUCGUUGUGUCUUAUUAAUGUCAAUUUAAAACAAGCAGAGCAGACACGCUGGCAAACAACACGGAAUCAUGAAAGGCUGCAACUACGUUAGUGUCAGACCCACAAGUCAGUAAAUGCAUUGUUCCCAUAUUCAUGGACUGAGCCAUCGAUAUGACGGAUCUCGUCAUAGUUUUGUGGGAGUGCAGGCCAAUUCGGGAUUUGCAGGUUUUGCUGCAGAUGUCACACGUAAAAACGCCACUGGCUAGCUGUCUUGCUGCUUCUUUCCUUUGCAUCCUCCUAGCUCUGCAUCUCAAAGUGCUGGACACCUUCAUGACAGAUUCGUCGCCAGGUGGACCGGUUCAGAGCGAGUUGAUAAAAUUGUAUCGUAACACCACACGUCUUCAGGUUGGCUUCCACCUCCAGCUUCUGUGACCUGUGAGUAACCCGAAAUACGUGUUUCGCUGAGUGCAGCAAUAUCCAAUUCCAAUUCAAUUUUAUUUGUCAUUCAGCAGAACAUCCAAGAUGUGCUGCAGAACGAAAAUACGAUGCACAAGACAUUAAUAAAAACACACAGUUAAAAUCAAUUACAUUCAAUUAAAAGUGCAGAAAGAUUCUGAUUAAAUAUGCACACAAAUUAUGAUUAGAGGUGCAUAAAAUUUCUAAUUAAAAGUGCAUAAAAGUCUAAAUUAGUAUAUACACACAUGCAGAAAGUAUCGACAUUGUAUCGAGAUAGCUCUCUGGCAAUUAUUGCUGUCCUUCGCUCAUGACUAUCUGUGCUGUCGAGAAAGGUACGGACAUUGUUGGCCGCUCUUGGCGAUUAUUCUUACUCUUGCUCAGGUUUCAACCGCAAACUGGAUAUCCAGCUGGUCGCAGUCUACCAGUAGGAGCAGAUGGAACUAGCAUUUGUUUGAGGAAUCUUUUCUAUCCUCGCCUUCUUCUCGAGGAGAGCAGUGCUAUCCCUAAAUAGGGCUGCUCUGCCACUCAAGCAGGACACGGACAUUGCAGUAGUUCCAGGUCUGCAACGAGCGGCCAUCACACUUGAGCUGCCUAUGUGCAGGUUUGUGGCUAGACACUCCCAGUGGUAUCCUCCACCUGUGCCCGUCGCCACUCUCCCAUCGCCGCAGGACUUGGAAAAGACGCACCAUGCCACCAAUAAUAUACAUUCACUUGUAGUGGAUUAUAGUGAGAGAUGCUUGUGCAACAAAUCCCACUCUCUCUUGGCACACGAACCAAUGUCCACAGGCACGAAGAUCGCGACGUGGGGUCUAAUAAGUGUGCCCGCAGCAGGCUGACCAAAACUGCAGUCGAGCUGACGUGCCAAAUCGCCCUUCUGACCGUGUAUACUGUCAAAGCUGCCUACAUUUACUUCACUGUUGCCUAUGUUAGCCGCUAUUUUCAGGGUCCUCUUUGAGCCUGUCCACCUCACGUAACGCCUUAAGUGGUACUUCAGCUGAGGCCUACUCCACUGAUGGCGUAGCCUCAAAGAGCUUACCCUACUUGACGUUACACUCCCACACCACUGUGAGGUACAGGUCGGGUUUUUGUGGAGGAUUCCCAUAUUACUGCUUGGUAAAUUUUAAUAUAUAUAUAUAUAUAUUUUUUUUUUAACCAAACAUGGGGUUAGGGUUAGGGUUAGGGUUUUCUAAUUUCUAUAUUGUUUCCAAAACACAAAACUUGGGGAAAUAACACUUCACUUAAUUAGCCCAGGAGUCCAAUUAAAAACAGAAGCUGAUUGGAGCAAAUACCUGGAGUCACAGGGGGUCCGAGUUUGGGAAGCACUGUGCUAGAAUAUCGUUAGAAGGAUUUACACAUUUAGAAUGGAGUAUUUGGUUUUAUAAAAAUGUUCUUUGUUGUAAAACACUCAGGUUCAGUUUCUUACAUGAGAUGCAAUGCUGUGGAAUGUUUUAAAUUUAUGAAGAUUUUCACUGAAGGAAUGUGCCGGCACGUUGGCACAGCACACCAGGGUGCAGUUCUGUUGGAGGUGGGAGUCCCAUCUGCAUGUUCUCCUACAAAUCAGCGUAACGUUUUCUGUCCUCAAGCGUUACAUUCAUCACUUUGGGGCCAAAAACUGAACUAUUUGGAACAUUAAGAUGGUUAAAAUGUCAACAAAAUAUCUCCGACUUCGAGCUGCAGCCAACAGAAUUGGGGUGGUCUGGCAAGGAUGACCAACCUCAUCCAUGUGUUUGCUUGGCGCUCCGCUUUUAAUCCCACAUCCCUAAGACUUCCCACUAAAGUGGCCUGCUGUGAACAAGGGGGCCAUGAGACGGACUGGCGCCUUAUCCUCGGUGGGCCAGUCUGUAGUUUCUUCAGGCUCCGCAGGUGGACUAAGCUGACUUGGAAGGUGAUUGGAUGGAUGCACAAGAUGAAGUAUUAGUAUUAGUAUUGACUACUAUUCAGUUUUGUUUACAUAUAAAAAGAUAGUUCAAAUCCUUAGAAUUGUUUUUGAGGAUUAAUGAGAUAACUGACUUUGAGAUGUAGUGACUUCGAUUGCUUACAUUAAUAGCUUUUUAGUUCUCGUUGUUAGGUAUUUUGUGUUAUGUUCAGCAACAGAAUUUCCCACAAUGACGCUUCACUGCCAUUGUACUGUACAAUCGUGUGUUUGACAAAGUGAAUUUAAAUCUUAUGGUACAAUAAAUAUGUGAAGCAAUCCA
Molecule: messenger RNA, 4797 nt
Organism: Erpetoichthys calabaricus (reedfish)
Lineage: Eukaryota; Metazoa; Chordata; Cladistia; Polypteriformes; Polypteridae
Gene: p2ry11
Product: purinergic receptor P2Y11
Exons: 2
Coding region: 874-1809 (311 amino acids)
Biological process (GO): cellular response to ATP; G protein-coupled receptor signaling pathway; calcium-mediated signaling
Cellular component (GO): plasma membrane
Molecular function (GO): G protein-coupled ATP receptor activity; neurotransmitter receptor activity
Source: RefSeq, a predicted model, not a curated record